AUGUUGUUCCCUACAGCACGCUUGGCUAUGAAUGCUUCUUCUUGCACUAGAGCUUUGGCUCGUUCUACAUACCUCCAGACUGUGUCUCAAAGAUUCAAGUCUGAUGGAGUUAGAGGUGCCGUCAUUGGAAUCGAUCUUGGAACAACCAAUUCUUGUGUCGCCGUCAUGGAAGGAAAGAACCCUAAGGUUAUUGAAAAUGCUGAGGGAGUCAGAACCACUCCAUCCACAGUUGCUUUCACUAAGGAGGGAGAACGUUUGGUUGGAGCUCCAGCUAAGAGACAAGCUGUUACCAACUCCCAGAACACUCUUUAUGCCAUCAAACGUCUCAUCGGAAGACGAUUUGAUGAUGCUGAGGUUCAGAAGGACUUGAAAGUCGUACCCUUCAAGAUCACCAAGGCCAGCAACGGUGAUGCUUGGGUUGAAGCCCAAGGCAAAGUUUAUUCUCCUUCUCAGGUCGGAGCCUUCGUUCUCAUGAAAAUGAAAGAAACUGCUGAAAGCUAUUUGGGAACCGCUGUGCACAAUGCCGUAGUUACUGUUCCAGCUUAUUUCAAUGACUCCCAGAGACAAGCCACCAAAGACGCUGGUCAAAUCGCUGGUCUCAAUGUUCUCCGUGUUAUCAAUGAACCUACUGCUGCUGCUCUUGCCUACGGUUUAGACAAAUCUGAAGAUAAGAUUAUUGCCGUUUAUGAUCUUGGUGGCGGUACCUUCGAUGUCUCUAUUCUCGAAAUCCAAAAAGGAGUUUUCGAAGUCAAAUCUACCAAUGGUGACACCUUCCUCGGAGGAGAAGAUUUCGAUAACACUCUCGUUCACUUCCUUGUUGGAGAGUUCAAGAAGGAGCAAGGAAUUGAUCUCACCAAGGAUCCCAUGGCCAUGCAAAGACUCCGUGAGGCCGCCGAGAAGGCCAAAUGUGAACUUUCCUCCACCACCCAAACUGACAUCAAUCUGCCUUAUCUUACUAUGGAUGCUUCCGGACCAAAACACAUGACUCUCAAGUUCACAAGAGCAAAGUUCGAACAACUUGUUGGUGAUCUCGUUAAGAGAACCAUUGAGCCAUGCCGUAAAGCUAUGCAUGAUGCUGAGGUGAAGCCUUCUGAGAUCGGUGAUGUCAUUCUUGUCGGAGGAAUGUCUAGAAUGCCUAAAGUUCAACAAACUGUCCAAGAUGUUUUCGGAAAAACUCCAUCGAAAGCUGUUAACCCCGAUGAAGCUGUAGCUAUGGGAGCUGCUAUUCAAGGAGCUGUUUUGGCUGGAGAUGUUACCGAUGUUCUUCUUCUUGAUGUCACUCCAUUGUCUCUCGGUAUUGAGACUCUCGGUGGAGUCAUGACCAAACUUAUCACGAGAAAUACUACCAUUCCAACCAAGAAAAGUCAAGUUUUCUCUACCGCUGCUGAUGGUCAAACCCAAGUUCAAAUCAAAGUGUUCCAAGGAGAACGUGAAAUGGCUAACGAUAAUAAGAUUCUUGGACAAUUCUCACUUGUUGGAAUCCCACCUGCCCCCCGUGGAGUGCCCCAAGUUGAAGUAACUUUCGAUAUUGACGCUAACGGAAUCGUAAACGUUUCCGCUCGUGACCGUGGAACCGGAAAGGAACAACAAAUUGUCAUCCAAUCUUCUGGAGGACUCUCUAAAGAACAGAUCGAGAACAUGAUCCGUGAAGCUGAGAAGAACGCUGCUGAAGAUGCCAAGAAGAAGGAGCUUGUCGAAGUUCUCAACCAAGCUGAAGGCAUCAUUCACGAUACCGAAAGCAAGAUGACUGAAUUUGCCGAUCAAUUGCCCAAGGAAGAGUCUGAUGCUCUCAAGACUAAGAUCGAAGAGACCAAGAAGGUUCUUGCUAACAAGGAUAACGAACAACCAGAAACCAUCAAGGAAGCCGUUUCUUCUCUCCAACAACAAUCUUUGAAAUUAUUCGAGGCCGCAUACAAGAAGAUGGCCGAGAAGAACUCCGGUGGAAACUCUGAUGCUCAAGAAGCCAAGACUGCUGAUGAACCAAAGAAGGAGCAGAACUAA
This is a messenger RNA of Auanema sp. JU1783, 2001 nucleotides long. The record is from the annotation of a GenBank genome assembly. Lineage: Eukaryota; Metazoa; Nematoda; Chromadorea; Rhabditida; Rhabditidae.